AUGAACCAAAACGAUAUCGCUUGGGUCAUGGCUUUCCUCUGUGAAUCUUGUUUCUCUUUCAUGUGGCUGCUUGUUACCAACGUAACAUGGAGUCCUGCUGAACAUAAACCUUAUCCAGAUAGACUUGAUGAAAGGGUUCAUGACCUUCCUUCCUUAGAUAUGUUUGUAUCCACGGCGGAUCCGGUCAGGGAGCCACCGAUUAUUGUUGUGAACACCGUGCUUUCGCUGUUAGCUGUCAACUAUCCGCCGAAUAAACUAGCUUGCUAUGUGUCGGACGAUGGAUGCUCACCUCUCACUUACUUCUCUCUCAAGGAAGCUUUCAAGUUCGCCAAAAUUUGGGUUCCUUUCUGCAAGAAAUACAACGUUGGAGUUAGAGCUCCAUUUAAAUAUUUCUUGAGCCCUGUAGUCUCAUCAGAGGAUUCUGAAUUCAGUAACGAUUGGAACAUGAUGAAGAGGGAGUACGAGAAUUUAAGCCAGAAAGUGGAAGAUGCCACCGGAGAUUCCCAUUGGUUUGAUGCAGACGAUGAUUUUGAAGCUUUCUCAAACACAAAACCAACCGAUCAUUCAACUAUUGUUAAGGUGAUAUGGGAGAACAAGGGUGGUGUAGGAAACGAGCAAGAGGUCCCUCCUUUUGUAUACAUUUCAAGAGAGAAGCAACCAAGUUAUGUUCACCAUUAUAAAGCCGGCGCCAUGAACUUUCUGGUAAGAGUGUCGGGGUUGAUGACAAAUGCGCCGUACAUGCUGGAUGUCGACUGUGACAUGUAUGCAACUGAUGCAGAUGCGGUGCGAAAAGCAAUGUGCAUAUUUUUGGAGGAAUCAAUGAACCCAAAUCAUUGUGCUUUUGUUCAAUAUGUGUGUGACUCUAAGGCUGAAGGAUUUAACCUCUUGCAAUCGUUUUUGGAACGAGGAGUUGCGGGAAUCCAGGGAUCGGUUUAUACAGGGUCCGGAUGCUUCCACACCAGAAGAGUUAUGUACGGCUUAUAUCCGGACGAUGUAGAAGACAAUGGAAGUCUUUCUUCAGUUGCUACAAGGAAACUUUCCGCAGAGAAGACUUUAGCGGAAAUGUUUGGAAUUUCCAAAGAGUUAGUGAAAUCGGCGGCCAGAGCAUUGCAAAGAAAAGCAAAUCCUCAAAACAACUUUACAAACUCCAUAGAAGCGGCCACAGAAGUUGGAAAUAUUCAUUAUGAAUAUCAAACUAGUUGGGGCAAAACGAUCGGUUGGUUAUACGAUUCAAUUUUAGAGGAUGUGAACACGUGUAUCGCAAUACAUUCGAGAGGAUGGACUAGCUCACUCAUAUCUUCGGAUCCACCAUCGUUUAAAGGUUGUAUGCCGCCUAUAGGACCGGAGGCGAUGCUCCAGAAGCAGCGAUUUUCGACGGGCGCGCUCGAAAUCUUCUUCAACAAACAAAGUCCAUUGAUUGGAAUGUUUCAACAAAAAAUAAGAUUACGACAGUGGCUUGUUUAUCUCUCCAUUACCAUGUCGAGUUUAGGUUCACUACCUAUGCUCUUUUAUUGUCUCUUGCCCGCUUAUUGCUUACUCCACGACUCUACCUUAUUUCCCAAGGGACUUUGGUUAGGUAUAAAUCUCACAUUUGUGGGGAUGCAUUGUAUUUACACUCUAUGGAAAUUUAUGCGGCCUGGUUUGUCCGUGGAUUUUUGGUAUCCCAGCUUUUGUGGUUCGUUAUUUAGCAUCUUUGAUAUCACACUCAAGCUUCUUGGAAUCUCAAAAACCGUGUUUGUAGUCACCAAAAAGACCGUGCCUGCUACUAAGUUAGGAUCCAAAGACGGACCACCUCAACGGGGAGAUGAUAGUCAAGUCGAUGACACGCUUUAUUUACUGCCCGCCACAUUUAUUUUGUUGGUCAAUGUAGCCGCUCUAGCGGAUUAUUUGGUGGGCCAACAACUAUGGAGUCAUAGUGACCAAAGAGGUGGUUCGGGUUUGGCAGAAGCUUCUGGAUGUACUUUUGUGGCUAUGUUGUUCCUACCAGUUCUCAAGGGACGCGUGCUAGCCGCUCCUAAAGCACGUGACCGCCGCUUUAAGCCUCUCUCUCUCUCUCUCUCUCUCUCUCUCUCUCUGCUUCACUCGAUGGCUCCUUCUGCGCAGUCGCCUCUUCUUACAAGUGAAGGAGAUGAAAAAUACGCGAAUGUGAAAUGGGAAGAGCUUGGAUUCGCUCUGACUCCGACAGAUUAUAUGUAUGUGGCGAAAUGCAAACAAGGAGAGAGUUUUUCACAAGGGAAGGUUGUUCCUUAUGGUGACAUUUCAGUUAGUCCUUGCUCUCCGAUUCUCAACUAUGGCCAGGGACUAUUUGAAGGACUCAAAGCUUACAGGACAGAAGAUAACAGGAUUAGGGUUUUCCGGCCUGAGCAGAACGCUCUUCGUAUGCAAAACGGUGCGGAUAGGCUUUGUAUGACACCUCCUUCCGUGGAGCAAUUCGUGGAAGCUGUUAAGCAAACUGUGCUUGCCAACAAGAAAUGGAUUCCUCCACCGGGUAAAGGAGCUUUGUAUAUAAGGCCUCUGCUAAUUGGGAGUGGUGCUGUCCUUGGAGUCGCUCCAGCACCUGAAUUCACAUUCCUUAUUUACACAUCUCCUGUUGGUAAUUACCAUAAGGUAAGCUCAGGCUUGAACCUCAAAGUUGAUGAUAAGUAUCAUCGAGCCCACUCAGGUGGAACGGGUGGUGUCAAGAGCUGCACAAACUAUUCUCCAGUUGUGAAAUCAUUGCUGGAAGCAAAGUCAUUGGGUUUCUCUGAUGUCUUGUUCUUGGAUUCGGCAACUGGUAGAAACAUCGAGGAGGUUUCUACUUGUAACAUCUUCAUUCUCAAGGGAAACAUUGUGUCCACUCCACCAACUUCAGGAACCAUUUUGCCUGGAAUCACAAGGAAAAGCAUAAUCGAGCUAGCUCGUGAUCUCGGCUACCAGGUUCAAGAAUGUGAUGUUUCUGUGGAGGAGCUUCUGGAAGCAGAGGAGGUUUUCUGCACGGGAACAGCAGUGGUCGUUAAAGCUGUCGAAACUGUGACCUUCCAUGACAACAAAGUGAAAUACAGGACAGGAGAAGAAGCAUUGUCUACUAAGCUUUACUCAAUGUUGACAAGUAUUCAGAUAGGUCUUGUUGAAGAUACCAAAGGUUGGAUGGUGGAGAUUGAUCGUUAA
This is a messenger RNA of Microthlaspi erraticum, 3147 nucleotides long. The record is from the annotation of a GenBank genome assembly. Lineage: Eukaryota; Viridiplantae; Streptophyta; Magnoliopsida; Brassicales; Brassicaceae.